Molecule: messenger RNA, 2131 nt
Organism: Nematostella vectensis (starlet sea anemone)
Lineage: Eukaryota; Metazoa; Cnidaria; Anthozoa; Actiniaria; Edwardsiidae
Exons: 1
Coding region: 124-870 (248 amino acids)
Source: RefSeq, a predicted model, not a curated record
AUCGCGUGACAUUGUAUGUCGUUACAAACAGGUGAGAUCAAAGACAUUUCAAACCUGUUUUUUAAUUUUUUUACCUAACAGGUUUACAUUCAGUCGUAGUAGCUACGGUCAGACAUAUACACAAUGGAGGCUACGAUGUUCACAAGGAUUCUUGAAGCGGUCAAAAACCGUACGUUUAAAGACGAAAAGCUCGAUGUUUUGGAGUCUUAUUCGAACGACGAUUGUACAUUUUUCAGCGCUGAUCAGGUUGCGGAAUUGGUAAAAGAGUUUACUUUUGACGACGAGAAAGUGGAAGCGGUAAAAAUCUGCUCGAAAAAUCUGGUUCCUCUAACUUGUGUGGAAGCUUCUGUGAUAUUGAAAUCGUUCGGCUUCGACGACCGUAAAGUGAAGGCGCUAAAGCUCAUCGGGGAUCGGAUCAUAGACCCAGAGGCUUACAGCGUUUUCGACGAUGAUAUUUCAUUCUCAUUUUACCAAUCAGAAGUAAAGAGACUCUUCGAAGCGAAGACACAAUGCUUCGACCCUGGCAAUAAUUAUGGAGCCACCGAGCAAGCAACUAACCUGACUGGAUAUAACCCCUAUAUGGGAAACGGGGGGACACUGGAGUAUAACCAAAACCCCGGUUACGGAGAUUCGGCGGGCUUUAUCCCCGCACCUGAAUAUGCUUAUUAUGGCAACUAUGAUCAAUCAGCUUGGUAUACACCAGCUCCUUAUGGUGCCUCUCCGGAGAUGGCUCCCUUGACAGCGUAUGGGCCCUAUCUAGGAUAUGGACAAAGCACAGAUCAGUAUUCGGGUAACACAUCAAAUAUAUACCCCGAAUACCAAAUUUUUCCUGCCCAACCAAGCGAUGGAUUCCCUCCAUACUGGCAAUAAAGUCAGUGAGAGACUCAUACUCGCUGGAAUCUGGAACGGGACUACGCAGAACACGAGUGGUGGAUCCAGGGGAAGGGAUUGAAAGAAACUGCAAUAAUUUAUUGCAUAAACUGCUCAAGUUUUUCUGCCCAACCAAGCAAUAAAUUUCCCCCCUACUGGCAAUAAAAGUCAGGGAAAGAGUCAAACUGCAGGGAACUUGAGUGGUUGAUCCGGGGGGGUGGGUGGGGUGAUGGAAAGAGUGCAAAACAUUAGUGGCAGAUUGAGCGUGAAGGAUUCAACACAACCCACCUCUAACCGCCCUCCCCCCAAAGUACUUUCUGUCUGGCCAAGUGAUGGAUUACCUACUGGCAAUAAGCAGAGAGGGAGGGACAUUGGCUGGAACCUAGAACGAGGCUGUUUGGAGAACACAUGCCCCUCUCCCUUGAAUACCAAGUUUUUCAAAGCGAUGCAUUGCCUCCUACCGGCUCCAUACCACCAUAUGCUUUAUUCGCCCACCCCCCCCCCCCCUCUCCCACUCACCUAGAUAGGAGCCCUGUUUGUGAAAGGGAAAGCUCCUCCCACACACGGGCUCAAGAACAAUCAGUUAUCAAUCAGUCGUCAAUGAGUCAACAUGUCAUGACAAGUGCUCUGAGCAUUAAAUUUUAUAUUCUAAACUUAAUUAAAUAUCAUUCCUAGGGUUGUCCAUCUAAAAACGUUUCUAUCUAUCGUAAAAUAAUGCUAUAACAAGCUGUGUGCGAUCUAAAUUACGAGCAUUUUUUAUCACGCGCGAGAAUAAUUUAUGUUGAUGCGCUAGAUUAUGGAUAGUGCAAAAUUCUGAAUUUUGCACCAAAAACUUGAGUGGACAGCAAAUAACUAAUUUAUCAAUCUCUUCACACAACUGUCUUGUUACCUGUGCAAAAAUAGUUUUAUUCCAGCCGACUUAGGCUCAGAGAUAAGCAAUUUUACCGGAGAAUUAUAAUGACCGCUAGCGUGGCAGUGUUCUGAUUAUAAUUGCAAAUUUGAGCCCGGAUGUGGGAAGGAGCUUUCCCUUUUCAUAAUGGAACCUCGUAUUUAAACAACUUCAAUUUAAAAAAUGGAGGAUGGACUCCAGAUACUAGUUUAACGCAAGAUUUAUGUAGAGCUAAUUAAUUAAUUAAUUCAACUUAUGCUAGAUUUUGGCUGGAACCUUUAUUUGAAGGAAAUCCACCAACUUACAGUGAAUUUUGCAGUUUAACAUUUAAAGAAUAGAUGAUACAUUUUGAAUGCUGUUUGCUAUCUACCA